AAGUAGCCUUAGGACAGGACAGCAGCAAGGACAGAGGGACGAGACCCUGGGGACCGGAGGUGACAACUUCUGCAAACAGAGGUCGGGCUGCCUGCGGAGGGUUUGGGGCUGUGGGGAGAGGCUGCCAGCGAGGAAGAGGAGGAGGCCAGAGGGAAGCAACGGUGGCCAAGACAUCCUGCGGGGGCCCGGCGGCUCGGGGCUUAAGGGAUGCCUCGGAACCCCUGGCAACACUCCUCUCCUUUCUGUCUCCAAAGUUUGCCUCUUCUGGAUAUUUCCCAGUCCCUGCCUGUCAAAAUGCCCAUCCUGAAGAGCCUAGGGGUGGCAGACUCCAAGGUGCCCCGGGCGGGGACCCUACCCCUGAGGUCCUCUCGGAACCCCUUUGAGGAAGUUCCAGGGCUGGAAGAGGAGGAAUCUGGAGAGUUGGGGAGCCUGCCCAAUGGGACAUCUUGUGGCCGCCGUGCCACCCUGGAGAAGCUGGCCGGCCUGGCUCCCUUCCGGCUGGGCUGGACUCCCGGCCGGCGGGCGGGCAGCCCAGGGAACGGGCAGCCCCGCUCUUUCCUGGGCCGUGUGCUGAGCCCGGGGAUCCGCUGUAGCUCGGCAGAUUUUGGCCUCCUGGCCAGGCUGCAGGGGAUCCGAGCCCAGGGAGACGAGGAGGCGGCUGGGGAGGCCGCCCGGAGGCUGGCCUUCCUGAGACUGGGGCGCGGGCCCAAGCCCCGGCGGGCAUCCCUGGCUGAGAGGGUGGUACCUGCAGGCGAGGCGGCUCCAGAGCCCCCGCCCCAGGUCCCGGAGCCCCCAAAGGUGAAGGAGCCAUUGUCAGUGCUGGAGAUCCUGAGCCUGAUCCAGCAGCGCGAGCUCGCGCGGGCCGACGAGCACAUCUUGGAGCUGGAGGCCGAGGAGCUGGCGUCGUCGGGGUGCGGCGUGCCGGGGCCGCCCAAGGCCGAGGGCGCGGCCGGGGGCCGCCGGGCGCGGGACGUGGCGCUGCUGUACGAGGCCCUGCAGCGCGAGCUGUGGGCGCUGGUGCGCGAGACGCUGGCGGGCCCCGGGCCGGGCGCGGGCGCCGGGGCGGGCGCCGUGGCGCAGCUGGGCCAGGUGCUGGUGCAGGAGGAGGCGGCCGACGGGCGCCGGGGCCCCGGGGCGGCCCGCAAGCUGCGCGCCCGCUGGGCCGAGGCGGUGGCGCGCGCGGCGAGGGAGCGUCUGGAGGCGGCGGCGCCCGGGGCGCCCGGGGGCCUGGCCGGGCAGCUGGAGGCGCUGCGGGCGCGGCUGCUGGAGGACAUGGGCGUCGUGCGGGGCCGCCUGGCGCCCGCCUACCCCGCCGGCCUGGGCGCCUUCAGCGUCUACCUGCGCGGCUACCACGGCGCCCUGGCCGAGUGGCUCGCGGUGGCCGCCCGCCGGAGGCUCCCGCUGGCCGACCGCUACGCGCUGCUGCACUGGCACAACCAGGUGUACCCCAGAGAGGUCCUAGGGUUGGUGGACGUGGUCGCCCUGGAGAACGGGGAGCUGGGGCCCCUUCUGUCCCCUGGCACCCUGCGGGGCUUGGAGGAUGAAUGCGUCACCGAUGUUAAGGCUCAGACGCGGGCAGCCCUGCUUCGCGUGCUGCAGGAGGAUGAGGAACACUGGGGGAGCCCCGAGGACCAGCCCAGCAGCCUGGCCCAGGAUGUGUGUGAGCUGCUGGAAGAGCACACGGACCAAGCACCCCGCAUCAGCCAGGAGUUUGGGGAGCGGAUGGCCCACUGCUGCCUGGGGGGGCUGGCAGAGUUCCUGCAGAGCUUCCAGCAGCGCGCGGAGCGAUUCCACGAGAAUCCAGGAGUCCGGGAGCUGCCACCGGACACCUAUGUCAGCAGGACCAUCUCGCUGGUCAAUUGCGGGCCCCCCCUGAGGGCCCUGGCGGAGCGCCUGGCCCGGGUGGGGCCCCCCGAAAGUGAGCCAGCCCGGGAAGCAGCGGCCAGCGCUCUGGACCGAGUGACCCGACUCUGCCACCGCGUCCUGGCUGACCUGCUGUUCCAGGAGCUGCAGCCCCACUUCAACAAGCUGAUGCGCCGGAAGUGGCUGAGCAGCUCGGAGGCCCUGGAUGGCAUCGUGGGCACGCUGGGCGCUCAGGCCCUGGCACUACGCAGGAUGCAGGACGAGCCCUACCAGACGCUGGUGGCCGAGCUGCACCGGCGGGCGCUGGUCCAGUACGUGCGGCCGCUGCUCCGCGGGCGCCUGCGCUGCCGCUCGGCGCGGACCCGCAGCCGCGUGGCCGGGAGGCUCCGGGAGGACGCAGCGCAGCUCCAGAGGCUCUUCAGGCGGCUGGAGUCCCAGGCCUCCUGGCUGGACGCCGUGGUGCCCCACUUGGCCGAAGUCCUGCAGCUGGAAGACACGCCCAGCAUCCAGGUGGAAGUGGGGGUGCUGGUGCGGGACUACCCAGACAUCAGGCGGAAGCACGUGGCGGCCCUCCUUGACAUCCGUGGCCUUUGCAACACAGCCGCCCGCCACGAGAUCCUGGCGGUGGCCCGGGACCUGGAACUGUCUGAAGAGGGAGCCUCGUCACCCCCCCGCGACCGGGUCUUCUUCGCUGACAUCCCCGUGCCCCGCCCGCCUUUCUGCCUCAGCCUCCCUCUCGUCCUGGGCCGCCUCCCCCUCUCCCGGCUGGCCAGGCCCAGCUUGGCCUGUCUGCCCCGGCCCCGGUCCCCCUCUGCAUCCCGGCCCCGGGCCCAACGCUGAGAUGCCCCCAGCAACCUCCCCGCCUCAGUGCCUCCCCCGUCUUUGCUGCUGACAAACCGCCCUCCUGGACGGCCCCUUACUGACUCGGUGCCCGGGACCACAGAACCCCCGGGAUGAAAAGUUCCUUUGAGGUCCCCUCGCCCAUCGCUCCCCAUGCAGAAGAGAAACAGAAGCCAGAGGGAGCAGAGACUUCCCCAAGGCCACGAAACUCGUCCUUAGCACCUCCUCCCCAGCCCAGCGUGUGGUGGGUAGCAUUUUGGAAGACUCUAGAAAUAUCCCGGCCCCCCCCCUUCCCCUCCCUUCAAGGUCUGGCCCCACUCCAAUGUAUUAAAAAAUGUACGAUACUUAGAAUAAAGAGG
Equus quagga is the source of this 3062-nucleotide messenger RNA. RefSeq names its product exocyst complex component 3 like 2 (gene EXOC3L2). The record is from RefSeq and is a predicted model, not a curated record. The coding region runs from base 208 to 2703 and encodes 831 amino acids. Gene Ontology annotation, molecular function: SNARE binding. The transcript has 14 exons. Lineage: Eukaryota; Metazoa; Chordata; Mammalia; Perissodactyla; Equidae. Gene Ontology annotation, cellular component: exocyst. Gene Ontology annotation, biological process: exocytosis; exocyst localization.